UCACAAGGGGCGUGUCGGUGACAUCACGACCCCCCCCGCCGCCUGCACCCAGCGUUCUAAAUGUACGCCGGGUGCUGCACAGAGAUCACGUGGAUCCCAGCGGUAGGACCCCCGCGAUCAGACAUCUUAUCCCCUUUUCUUUUGGAUAGGGGAUAAGAGGUCUAGGGGCAGAGUACCCCUUUAAAUGAUCAUGCAGCAAUGCCUAGUGCUAAGCUUGCCAAUGUAUGGAUCCCCUGUCGGAGGGUUCAUUGGUUGCAUAUCUCUGAUCUGUAGGAUAGAUUCAAACAUAUGCUCCUGUACAAAGGAACGAUUGUGAUGCCCCGCACCCGGCCCUCAGUUCCGCCUCGUUGGCUCUCCUUGGGAUAGCACCUGCCUUGCGGUCCAGGUGAUGGAUAGAUGUUUGUCUUAUGCUCUGUGUUUCCUCAGUUUCAUAUUGGACUCAUAUCCACGUAUGUUUCCACCACACACCGUGUUCUUCAGAUGACUUGUCCCCCCGGUUUGACAAAACUGGAGGGUCACUAGGAGUGCCACCAUUUUAUAAGAAGGCCAUAGUCUAGGGAGCACAGUGUUUUAUGUCACCAUACACUAGAUUUUUAUUUUUCUAUUUAUUUUAUUCGUAUUUCCUUUGAAAUGAUCAAGCUACUUGUUUAUUAUAUAUCUCUAUACUAUUAUCGCAUGACUCAGUUCUCACAAACUCGGUCACUGGUGGAAAAUCAAUGACAGGGGAGGGAGGGCCAAUUUUAUUACUGGAAUAUUUUCGUGUUUUUUUUCUCUCCCCCUCCUUCUCUCCCCAAUCCAUCAGGAUAACAUCGGACAUCGCUUGCUGCAGAAGCAUGGGUGGAAACUCGGCCAAGGCCUUGGGAAAAGUCUGCAGGCAUAAUACCCCUGGACUUGUUGUGGUGAUGGUAAACUUAGCCGUGGCAGGACAGAUCCUAUCCCAAUCGUGGUUAAAUAUGAUGUUAUGGGAAUGGGACGUAUGGAAAUGGAGUUGGACUAUGCAGAAGAUGCCACAGAAAGAAGACGCGUCCUGGAGGUAGAAAAAGAAGACACUGAGGAGCUUAGGCAGAAGUAUAAGGAUUUUGUGGAUAAGGAGAAGGCCAUUGCAAAAGCCUUGGAAGAGUUACGGGCCAACUUCUACUGUGAGUUAUGUGACAAGCAGUAUCAGAAGCACCAGGAGUUUGACAACCACAUAAACUCUUAUGACCACGCACACAAGCAGAGAUUGAAGGACCUUAAACAGAGAGAGUAUGCCCGAAAUGUCUCCUCUCGUUCACGAAAAGAUGAGCGCAAGCAGGAAAAGGCUCUGCGACGUCUUCUUGAAUUGGCAGAGCAGAGAAAGCAGGCUGAAAGCAGUGCUCCUGGCAGUGGUCCCAUGUUCAAGACAACUACAGUUGCUGUGGAUGAGGAUUCUGUGGAAGAUGAUGAUGUGCCUCUUAGUACGUGCUCAACAAUGCAAGACAGCCCUAAACAUAUUCAGGAAGAGAAAGUGUCUCAAAUGAUUAUCUGUUCUCCUACUCAACCCACUUCCCCAGCCAUAACAUUUGGUUUUAAAAACACAUCUGGCCCAUCCUCUCUUCAGAAAGUAGGUUUCUCCUUCUCUUUUGCCAAGAAAACACCUUUGAAGUUAGAGUCCUCAGCAGCUGUCGUCUUCAAGGAUCAUGGUGAAGAGGUGGCAUCAAUGGAAGAGGAAAAGGAGGAAGAGAAGAUGCCCACUGAACUAAUAUGUUCUGUAAAGUCAAUAGAGGGGGAGAACCUCAAAGAGAGUGAAAAUAAAGUGGAGGAGGAGGAAGGCCAAGAGGAUAAUGGUGCUUCACUUGCAAGCACUUUAUCUAAAUUGAAGAAGAUGAAGCGUGAAGAACGGGGGACACAUGCUGGUGAACCAGAGUACUAUCACUACAUGCCUCCUGCUCAUUGCAAGGUGAAACCGAAUUUUCAGUUUUUGCUCUUCAUGAGAUCCACCGAGCAAACACAGGUGGAGAAUGUCCCCCAGAAGAAUGAAAAGAAACAAGCUGUUGUCACCAAGUCCAAGCCUGUCAAACAGACCGAAAACAAAAGUGAAAAGAGUGCUGGUGAAGGCAAGACGUCUUUGCCUCAACCAGUUGUAAGCAAUGCUUCUCUGGUUUUACCCAAAGUUGACAAGAAAGAUGAUGCAGUAGAUAAAGAAACAUGUAACACUACAAAUGAAGAACCCCCUAAAAGUUCCCCCACACCUGCAAAAGAACUGCAGGAAAGGCCCAAGCACCCAACUGGUCCUUUUUUUCCAGUCCUGAGCAAGGAUGAGAGCACAACACUUCAGUGGCCCUCUGAGCUUUUGAUAUUCACUCAAGCAGAACCUUCUAUCUCCUAUAGCUGUAAUCCAUUAUAUUUUGACUUUAAACUUUCCAGAAAUAAAGAUGGAAAGGCCAAAACUGUGGAGAAACCUAAAGAUAACCCAGGUACAAGCAAAGAUAGCACAGCUGAAGCUGAUUCAAGCAAAGACCCGAAUGUCACAUUUAAAAAGGAAUCCGUUCCAGUGGUACACACUUGUGGAGCACAAGCAAAAGUCUCCACUGCUCCUUCUGGUGAUGUCAAACCUGAACCCCUUGAAGAAGGUAACAAAGGAGAAGCUUUGCGGAAGUCUCACAAGCAGAAAAAGAAGAAAAAGCACAAGAAGAGCAGCAAGCGAAAACGGAAACACAAAGAUGGAGACGAGGGUAGUGAACAAAAAAUGAAGAAAAGGAAGAAGCAUAAGCACAAAAAGUCAAAAGGUGGUUCUUCCAGAACAGUAUUGAAAGUAGAAGAUACAGAGAAAAGUACAUCUCCUGCACUGGGAGGUCGCUCAAAAGACACCGCACCAGGAAAGCUGCUGACCAAAGAGGACAGCAUUGGAAAUUGUAGUAAUAAACCAGACCUUCAUACUUCCUCCAAAGAGCCAGAGAACAAAAAGACUAAAACAGAGCCCAAGCAAUCGCUUCCUCCUCCUGCACAAUCCUCUUUGUCCUCCUCUCACAGAAAUACACCCAUUAAGGCCAGUAAGCGCAGAAGCAGUGCAGAGUAUGAUAGUGAGGAUGAUACCAGUAGGAAAAAAUCCACGUCCAGGUACAGUGAUGAGUACGAGUCUGCAAGUGAGCGAUCCAGAAGUCGAUCAAGAUCUGGAAAACGAAGGCGGUCUUACUCUUCCAGUUCAGGAGGGUCUUCAGAUAGAAGCCAAUAUAGUCAUGAUCGAAGUUACUCUGAUAGUGACUACAGUGAUUAUAGCAGUGGAUCAAGGAGGCGAUCAAAGCGAAGGUCACCAGGAUCAGACUCAGACUCUGUUGCUUCUAAGAAACAUUCCACUAGACAUAAAUACUCCUCCUCUGAUUACAGUCGUAGUCGGUCAAGGAGCAGAAGUCGGUCAAGAAGAAGUAGGAGUCGGGGUAGAGGUAGAUCUAGCAGUAGUAGCCGGAGUCGGAGCAAAAGGAGGAGCCGCAGCUUAACUGGUCACAGCUGGAAGCGAAGCCGUAGUUACAGUAGGGAUCGGAGUGCUAGUGUUCGCAGUCAUUCUGGAAAAGGAUCUCAUGGAAGGGACAGUGUAGAUAGCCGUAGAAGUGCUAGACGGGACUUUAACCGAUCUAAGAUUUAUCGCUCACAGUCCCCACAUUAUUCUCGUUCUAGUAACCGAAGAGAAGGCAGUCGGGGGUCUGAAGCGAGAGGGGCAAGUGGCACUAACUUGCCUCGCAGUAGUACUGAGAAAGAUACAGGAAGAUGUUCUUUAACUGCAAAACAACUGCUAGAAAAGAUCCAGUCUCGACGUUUAGAAAAAGCAGCAAGCACAACAGAUGAUGGCAACUCCAAGUCAGGAUCAAAAGUUAAAGACCCACCUCAGGGAUACUUUGGCCCAAAGUUGCCACCUGCUCUUGGUACUAAAACUGCUCAGCUACCAUUAAUAGGGAAACUGCCAGCAGUGUCCAAAAGCAUAGCGCCUCAGAAAAGCGAGAAUGAGUCAGGAGAGACAUCAGUUACUGUAGAUGGGCAGCAGGAGAAAGAGAACACCUCAGCCAGGGCAGAUAAUGUCCCAGAGUCCGAACCUCCUGCAUCUGUUGCAGAGCCAGUCUCCCAAGAGGAAUCUGUCUGCUUUCAGCCACCUGCUGAAGGGAUUGAUGAGGGAACUGCACCUAACCCUUUGGGUAAUGGAAGUCUUCCAUUUCCACCGCUCCAUGGCAGAAUGGUGCCUCCACCUCCUGAUUCUGAUUUUUUUCAUGCUUCAACUUACCCUCCUGUCAACGUUGAUUCUAUUCGGCCAGAUGGGGAGGAUGAGGAAGAUGAAGAGGAUGAAGAGGAGGAGGAAGGUUCAUUAGCUCCCCUGGAAAGCCAGCCUAUCACUUUUACUCCUGAGGAAAUGGAGAAAUACAGCAAACUACAGCAGGCAGCUCAGCAGCACAUACAACAGCAGCUGUUGGCCAAACAAGUUAAGAACUUCCCUGCCGGAGCCGUCCCACAAGCUCUGCAGCCUGCUACACAGGCCCUCCAGCCUAUACAUAUUCAGCAGGCACCACCUCCAGUAUCUGCUGCCUCUAUAACCACUGUACAACAUGCCAUCCUCCAGCAUGCUGCAGCUGCCGCAGCUAUUGGCAUUCCACCUCACCACCCACAAACUUUGGCACAGGUUCACCACAUCCCUCAGCCACAUUUGGCUCCCAUUUCUCUUUCUCAUCUUACUCACUCUCUCAUCCCAGCCCAUCCUGCUGCUUUUUUAGCUAGCCAUCCAAUACACAUAAUCCCUGCUUCUGCCCUGCACCAUGCUGGGCCUCUGACCCUUCAUCAUGUCCCCCAUGCCCUAUACCCAACUCUGUUUGCUCCACGGCCUGCCUCAGCUGCAGCUGCCACAGCUUUACACCUUCAUCCUCUCCUUCAUCCUAUUUUCUCAGGCCAAGACCUGCAACACCCUCCUAGCCAUGGGACUUGAAUUUAUCUUCAUAUGCAUACCCAACCUGCCAGAUUAUGGUUCAAUAAAAGGGGAUUCAAGCCUAUCAAGACACAACUGUAAAUGGCAGUAAAGACAGGGGCUCCUCCAGUGGCCUUUUUCUAGAUGAAGACCUAAUCAAACACUACUGGAUACUUUCCAUAACUCUGCUCCAGUUGUUCUUUGCUUCAGUAGACCUUCUAUGUCUAUUAUAUCUAUUGUUUCGGAUGCCUGGACAUGAGUUAUAAACAAAAUGUUUAAAGUCAUAUGAAAGAAAACUAUACAUGAAGGUGAACAUUUCUUUUAUACCCUCCCCUACAUUCUCUAAAAUGAAAUCUGUAUAGAAUGCACCCCUUACCACAAGCAGAAAUAAAAGGCUUCGCCUUUGGGGAACACACAGAUGUCAACGCAAUGAAUGGUGACAUGGACACCUCUGUCCCACCAUGGAUGGACGUUUAUUAAGACAUCUGCACUCUGUAUCAUAAUUUUUUUUCUUGCUGUAGUUGUAUAAUAAUCUAAAGGGCGAAACUAUAGUUUUCAGCUAGUUUGCAACAAAACGUAUUUCUGCUGCUGUGGCAUGUAUAUUUUAUCAGACUCAUUUUUUGUUGAGGUUUAUGUAUGAUAUAAUGUACAAAAAAGUAAUAAAGAAAAAACCUUUCAGGAUUGCAGAAAACAUGUAAUAUUAUAAGGUGUAAUAAAAAGAACAAACAGUUUGUGUUA
This is a messenger RNA of Hyla sarda, 5641 nucleotides long. It is a transcript of the gene GPATCH8, whose product is annotated as G-patch domain containing 8. The record is from RefSeq and is a predicted model, not a curated record. Lineage: Eukaryota; Metazoa; Chordata; Amphibia; Anura; Hylidae. The coding region runs from base 962 to 4924 and encodes 1320 amino acids. Gene Ontology annotation, molecular function: nucleic acid binding. The transcript has 7 exons. Gene Ontology annotation, cellular component: nucleus.